Messenger RNA from Hermetia illucens (black soldier fly), 8278 nucleotides. RefSeq names its product nuclear pore complex protein Nup153 (gene Nup153). The record is from RefSeq and is a predicted model, not a curated record. Gene Ontology annotation, cellular component: nuclear pore. Gene Ontology annotation, biological process: protein import into nucleus; RNA export from nucleus. Gene Ontology annotation, molecular function: structural constituent of nuclear pore. Lineage: Eukaryota; Metazoa; Arthropoda; Insecta; Diptera; Stratiomyidae. The transcript is spliced from 7 exons. The coding region runs from base 612 to 6662 and encodes 2016 amino acids.
UCGGCUAGUUCCUACGCCAUCUACCGAUCACUGGCGUUUCAUUCCACAAUCCACCACUCCGAAAAGAACCUAUCAAAAUCUGAAACUCCACUCCGAAACGAAUUUUAUUACACACAACUUCAAGUCCGCCAUUUCUUUACGCAAAAGUGUGGUCCGCGUUUUCACAUCUAUCAACUUUUUCCAGAAUUGUACGCGUAACCGCAAGACUAUCCGGGAAAUUUCGAAUGAAUGUCGGCAUACAAGUUUUCCGGGCGUGUAAUCGUACGUGAACGUAGUGGCGCCGCGUCGUUACAGUCGUGAAAAUCGCAUGAGAAAAUUCCUUAGUGGCGUAGACUUGACUGAGACGAGUGAAGAGUGUGUGGAAUCGCAUCGUAAAUGGUCCUUGCCUGCGUUUCGAUUGCGCUUUGAGUAGAAGACUCCCCGCCGAGGGAAUCGUGCACUUUUGACAGCACUUCCAGGCCUCCGAGACGGAGUUUCCUUUUCGCGUGGAAAACCCAUUAGUUUUUUAUGCCCGUGAGAAUUGAUGCGAACGCGAGCCGCACGGCCUUCACGUUAUUCAUAUGAGUCGCUAGGAGGGAGAGCAGUGUGUCCAUUUGUGUGAAUUUAUAAUUAUGUCGGAAGAUGCAAGUCCCACUGGGGGACGACAAACGCCGCCGCCGCUUGGCCAGGAUACCGCCACGGACCAGAACGAUUCAUUAAUUGAGAAAGUGCGUUCGCGAGUGGGAAAAAUGAUUCCAUUCAGCAAAUGGUUCUCUCCAACGACCAGUGGUGCGCUUUCACCGAUUUCAGGCGACCAGGGCAGCCGGAACGGCGGCGUUCGGAGGUGGCGCGACGAUACCGUGAUCGGCGAACAGACCGUUUGCCAGGACCCUGGCGAUUUGGAGGACAGUGAGGCCGAGGACUUGGAUGAGGAGGAAGAUAUCGCGCCGCCUACGAAAAGGAGCAGACUUAACGUGGCGGAGGACCAUUCGCCAAUAGACUUUCCAAUUUCAAAUGCAAAGAUAGUAGACCUUUUAUCAUCAACUCCAACUUCAGGUGUUGGUAGUAGAAAACAUUUGGGUUUAAAAUCCAUCAAUCAGCCAUUACACAGUACUAUUAGUAAUAUUACAACAACCAGAUCAGUAACAACUAAAUCAAUAGUGUCCCGAAGCAUACCAGAACGGGGUGCAAUAGAAGAUGAUGAUGCCGGAAAUGCAGACGACGUCUUCGAGGUUAUUCCUGAAAAUAUUAAUGUAAAUAAUCCAUUGCCGCAACCAUGGGAUACAGUUAAUAGAAGUUCGAUUUCCGGACGCAGUUCGGGCAUCAGAGAGCUGAAACUUCCUACCAGACGUCGAUCAAUACGUACUGUUCGCGAUUAUGCAUCAUUAAGGCCGUCUAUGCACUAUUCCCUUUUCGACCCAACCCAGGAUGAGGACGAUAUCGCAUAUGAGGGUCAAUCGCCACCCAAAAUCCUUACAAAUGGCAUAAGACCAUCCCCAAAUCCAUUGUCAGUUGAUACAGCAUCAGAAAGCGGGGAAAGCCAAACGUCUAGUGUCCAAAAGGCAAAAUUGUCGGAAGGAUUGCACAGAUCGGGAGUUAAACGAUUUCGAAAUUCAGCUAGCAGUGGGUUGAAUUACGUCGCUCAUCUACAAGGCAAAAAGUCGUUGUUCGGAGAUAAAAACAUGCCUAGCCAUUUGAAUAAUUCAACAACUUCUCUGACCAGCUUGAAUCGCCGCCAAAGCUUCAAUGCGUCCUUGUAUGGGAGCACUUCGGCAUUGAGCGACAGCCGACUUUUGAAUACAUAUUCUCCCUUCUAUAAAGGCUAUACGACAUUCGGCGGGGCAUCUGCCUACAGUAAAUAUUCUCAGAAUGCCCGUCGCAUCAAUCCAACACCCACACUUAUUCGACCAUCGUCAAGUUUGUCCACGGCAUCGUCAACGCCCUCAUUGGCGAAUACGCAUGAUUCUUCAACAACCAUUUCGAAUACAGCAAAACGCAUUCUGGAACUAAUGAACCAGUUCACAACGCCACUGGCCGAUGUAAAGAAAAUGGCAAAUAAUACAAAAGUUCCAGCGCUAACGGCCCACAGACAGCGUUUUGGCGAUGCUGACCGGAGUAUAAAUCGAGGCAUUCGAAUGACUGUUCCAAAGACACCGUACAGCAGACCUAGUGUAGCGCAACCAAAUCAGUGCAGGGAUCAACCGGGGCCGCCGCUUACCGAACUUCAUGUCCCAUCUAUGUCACAACUCCUUCAAAUGAAAAAAUUACAGAGCAACACAGAGAGAGCUCGUGAAAUUACAAGGACGAACCAAUCAAAAUUAUCAAUUGCUACGGAAAAUGAGUCUACGGAGAGAGAGUACAGGUUGCCACCCACAGCAACCAGUGAAAGUUAUGAAAAAGGUGCGACCUCAUCCACAAAACAUGUAAAUAAAAUUAAAAAUAAAUUAACAAGUACAAGAAGUAGUGCAAAAGAUAUCGAGAAAGAGAGUUCAACACCGGCAGUCGUUCUACCAGAUAUCCCGUUGCCCUUAAAGGAUUCGGCAGUUCCUAAACUCGACAUCAACAUUGUGAAACCCUUUGAGGUGCCCACUGUAGGUCUUAGUUCCACACCUAAAGUGACUCGAACAACGGAACAAUCCAAUGGGAAAGUGUCACUCUCCGUCUUUGAAAAUAAAGACGUUACUAAGCCUAAACCCGUCAGCAGUGCAUUCACCUUCGGCAGUUCCACGAAUAAAUCUAGUGAGCUUAAGCAACCUGCGAAAGAACCUGCCAACGGCAGUAGCACUGCACAAGCAAAAAAAUCCGAAAAAUUAGCGAAUGGCGGUCAGGAGUUCACUUUCUCUGUUCCAAUUGAGGUAACAUCGCCGUCAUUGCCUCUUACAGACACCGUGCCCGCUAGCAAUUUUAAGUUUAGUGAACCUGUUCCUGUUGAAACUUCAUUGAAAUUAAGCGACAAUUUUGGUUAUCAGUCAAGUGGCACUUGUAAUAAACCUAAACCGAUUGCCACGACCCCUCAAGCUAACAUACCUGCAGUGGCUACACAACUGAAAACUUCCGGAAGUGUUCUGGAUGCCUUCAAGAAGCCAACACCGGCCGAGGCCACAUCGACCUCUGUUUCGUCUUCGUCUGUUCCAUUUGGUGCUCAAUUCAAAAUGACCAGCGAUAAGUGGGAAUGUUCUAUUUGUAUGGUCCGAAAUGAGAAAACGGUCGAUAAAUGUGUGUCAUGUUCAAAUAGUAGGAAAGCGGCAGAACCUGCUAAAGUAACGUUCGAUGCUGCUCCAGUUAACAAGAUCGUUUCAGGUCCAGAAACUGUUAAGCCUGCUGAACCGCUUAAAAAUUCAUUUGGCGAUAAGUUCAAACCGAGCGCAGACACAUGGGAGUGUUCGGCGUGUUUUGUUAGAAAUAAAAAGGAUGUAUCGAAAUGUGUAGCAUGUAAUACAGAAAAACCUGGUGGGAAGCCGUCGGUGUCAGUACCAGCAGCGGCACCAUCAUUAGUGUCUUCAUCAUCAUCAGUGCCAAAUAAGUUAUCGGAUUCCAGCUUCAAAAGCAUUGUCGCUUCACAGUCAGCUAAAUGGGAAUGCUCAGCGUGUAUGACACGCAACGAGCCUGCACGAAAUAAAUGCGCUUGCUGCGAACAAGCCAAGCCGGGCACCGUAAGCGAUAGCGUACCAGAAUUUUCAUUUGGAACGUCAGCGUCAACAGCAGCAUCAAAAUUCACAUUUGGCUUUGCUGCUAAGUCAGAAACGGAAUUAAAGAGUGACAGUAACUCUCAAGUGAAAACUUCAGGAGAGGUUAAGCAAAGUUUUUCGUUUGGAGUGCCGUCAACAGCUGCGGCGCCCGCUCCUGCAGCUGCGGCUACAUCAUUCUCGUUUGGUUUCAAACCAGCUUCAAGCACUGCAAGUUCUGCAGCCUCAAGUGGUGCGAACAAGGAUGAACCAGAUAAGCCAGCUGCGCCGAAAUUCUCCUUUGGAAACGUUAGUCAGCCUGCCACGACGGAGUCCCCGAAGGCAAGUAAUGCUCCUGAAAAAUCACUUGGCACAAUAGCUAAAACAGAAUCGAGUAACACAGCGACAACUAGUUCGCUGUUCAAAUUCGGUACAUCCACUUCAGCGUUUUCAUCGUCCACGUUCACAGCUACUUCGAGCAGUAAAGAAAGCGAUUCGAAAACACCAGCGACAUCCGGAGCAACGUCAUCAACUAGCAUUUUCAAACCAAUCGGAAGCAUGGCUUUUAGUCCAAGCACAGAGAAAAAAGCUAGUGAACCGGUCAAGACGACUACCAUUAAUUUUGGCAGUAGUACAAGUACAAGUAAAGCCGUUACAACAGAAGCUAAAAGUGCGCCAACUGGAAUCGGGAGCUUUACAAGUUUGGCAGGCGGUUCGCAGCAAAAAGUGGAAACAACAUCAUCAACUGAAAGUAGCAACAGCGGAGGUUCAAAGUUAUUUAGUUUUGGUGUUGCUUCUGCAACGAAACCUGCUGAAAGUAAUAGUGCAACUGAAACUAAACCUGCAACCGGAUUCAGUUUUGGAUCGCCUUCUUCAAUUACCGGCACGUCCGUUUUUAAGUCUCCGCUGACACAGAAAACAGACUUAACUUCAUCGGCAGCAACAAGCGGCACAAGUAGCUCAGCCACUUUUGUUUUUGGAAAACCAUCGACACCCGCCUCCGUUACACCUACAUUCGGUGCAAUUAGCAGUAAUGUGAUAACAUCAUCGAAUCCUACCGGGCCAGUGUCGACUUCAGCCCCAUCAUUUGGCGGACUAUCUUCAUCAGCCGUCACCCCUUCGACGGCAUCUUCUUUCCAAACUCCUGCAACACAACCAUUGGUAUCCGCAUCUGCAUUUGGCGGCAAUGCUACCGGUGCAACUAUAUCGUCACUUUUUGGUAGUAACAGUUUCAGUAGUGCCUCAAGCAGUAGCGGAGCAACAGAAAAUAAAAAUGCUGUUGGCAAUCUAUUUCAAUUUGGCUCAGGAAACAAGCCUGCAGAUACAGCAACAACUGCGGCAACACCAUCUUUUGGAAAUGUUUCAUCAACUACAAGUGGUCGCUUCAGCUUCGGAUCAAGUAAUUCUAUCCCUACCGCUGCUCCGGCGCAAGCGGCAACACCUUUUGUUUUUGGUGGCGCCAGUAGUACUGAAAAGGCAAACGAAUCCGCUGGAAGUAGUCUUUUUGGAUCGGCAGCAGCCGCUGCACCAAAUAGGGCAGUGGCAGCUCCAACACUACCAGCAUUCGGUAGCUUUUCGUCACCUUUGCAGCAAUCACAGCAACAGCCACAACAACCGCCACAGCAAACACAAACUCCCUUAUUUGGACAAUCGUCUACAUUAUCGAGUCCAUUCGGUUCGAAUUUAACUUCAAAUAAUACUGCGACUUUUGGUUCUGCACCAGCUGCAGCUCCGGCGGCUCCAGUUGUUCCUUUUGGUAGUUCCGGUACAAGUUUUGGAGCAAGUGGAACUUCAGCAUUUGGAAGUCCUGCAGCGAAACAACCUCUUUUCGGGAAUGGAUUCGGUUCAACUCCAGCGCAGAGUAGUGACGAACCGCCUUCGAAGAAAUCGUCCGGUGCUUUCAACUUUGGAGCACCAGCCCAAGCACCAUCGAGCGGCUUCUCGUUUGGCGCAAGCAACAUGAACAGUAUCAAUAAUAACAACAACAAACAACCAUUCACAUUUACAGCCAGCACAACACCAUCAUUUAAUUUUACAGGAAGUUCAGAGGGCAACACCAACGCCCUCAUCAGCGCAGUCAAUUCAACGUCGGAAAGGAAGGAUAGUAACAAAACGAACGCAGCGGUAGGUCAUCAUCAGAUAAAGCGUUGGCUUAAGGCCAAAACUUCAGAUAACAGCAUUCGGACGACGACAAAGACAACAAUGACGAUCAAAAAGUCUGACUCACAAGACCGAGCGGUUUGCACGAACAGUAGUAAUGAAUUACGUAUUUUAUCCGGACCAUACAAUCAGACUGACCACAAUAGCAAGGACAACAAUGCAGGUAAAGGAGAUAUCACAUCAUCAUCAUCAGUAGACGGAAAUCGACACAGUCAACAUCUAACGAAACAAUCUACUGGGCAUGGCUUAAAUGCAUUUAGCAAUGAUGAUGGGUCACAAACAAGUUCCAAUAGUACCGAAACUAUGCCCAUUAACGCAACUUCUGCUGCAACCACUUCCAUUCAAACAGAUCCAAACAAAUCACCAACAAAACCGAAGGAAAUACCGCCGUGCAAAACUGUGGAUACGACGACAGAGACGUCUACGCCGACGACGCCACGUAAAUCAUUAAUUAGCUUACGCAGUAGGAAAUUAUUUACAUUGAAUAAACAACUAAAAACAACUGUGUCAAAAGCAACAGCUACUCAACGAAAGUUAUACUACGUGAAUCGAGUUCGUGUGCAUACAAACAAUAACGCUAUUCGCGAUAAAAGUCGUUAUACAUUCGUAAGGAAGAGGGUGCCGUCGUCUUCAGACGGCCAAGAGGAUAAUGGUGGAAACACUAAAAAUGAGGCAUAUGAGAAAGAUAAUGGGCAGCAGCACUAUCCUUCCUCGCAAACUCCAUCGCUCCCGAGUCCUAUUCGAACGAGAUCGAAGCCAAAAGAUUUUAAAUCGCAAACCUAUCGAAAUUCUAACGUGAAAUUUAUCCAGAAGAAGUAUAAUCCCGCUAAGUUUAGAUAUGUGAAGCCAAAUGAUUAGUUUUGUUUUUGCUUUCUAUGAGGAUGGCCAUGAAGAGAGUUUAUUUUUGUAGAAUAUUUUUAGUUCAAUUUCUUUUAGAUGCAUAUUCGGAUUAGAUGCAUAAAUUUCGGGGCUGAGGGUGUAGAUUUUUGCCCUAACCAACGGGAUUCGCGGUAUCGGAAAUAUUGAAAUUUACAUUUAGGUUAGUUGCAGCUUAAUUUUGAGGCAAUGAACUGAAUUUUGUGUAGUGAUUUUUCAAGCUGCAUCCGAUAUUUUGAGUGUACCAUGGAAGCGGAGGGAAAAGCUAUCUAUUUUUGAAAUACUCAUUGCAAUAUCGCUUCCAUGGCCAAAUUGAAGUUUUUAGGGAGUCGUAGGUUUGUAUACACGUGUGAAGGAUGCAAAUAAAUAUUCGCGCUGUUUGUGUUAUUUUGAAUAUUUGACUCGCAUAAAAUAGAUUAAUCCACGCGCGUUUGUGAAAAUAUUGUUCGAAUGAGGAGCCACAAUUAUUUAGGAAAGUUUGUGAGAUGGAUUUGCUGCAAAAAAAGUCAGGACCCAGCGUUUAUCUUCAGCCUGUUGGAUGGUUAUUCUCGGUUUCUAAUAUUACGUCAGGAUUUCUCCUUUAUAGUCUAAAUUUUGACAAACAUCAAGUCAGUUGUUCACAGUCCGUUUGGCUUGUGAAUCAUCCCACUUGAGUUCCACCCAAGAUAUCGGCAGUGCUGUUUGUCCACCGCUCUGUUCUUAGCCAAUUCAGUCCUAGGUCGACUCAUACAAUCCUGGCGGUUAGGUUUUCAAUUCGAGACCAUUACUAAGGUGGGAACUAUUUCUGUAGCAUCGAAGUGAUUUAUAUAUACAUAUAUGGCUCAAAUUUUUCAUCCAAUGAUACAGUUGGAGCUUGGUGAUAAGACAUCGUGAUUUCUAUCGAUCGAAACAUCAAAUCGCACAUUUAACACAAUUCAUAUACUGCAAAAGUUGUAGGAAAAAUGGUCUCCGGAAUACAGACUAUUUCCAAAAUUGUCCAAUGGACUACAUUAGAAUUUCUCUUCAAUUACACAUUAUGUUUGAUUGGAGUCUUACUGUGCCUAAGAGCAGCAAAUUAAAGUGAAUUCACUUCCAAAGGAAUAAACAUACAAAGAAUGAAUUUUGUUUGAUGCUAACUGAUCUUAAAAAAAAGAAACUUGUUUAAAUUUUACAGAAAAUAACAAAAAAAAGAAAAUGUAACAAACACAUCAGCAUAUUGAAACUUUCUUUGAGUAGUGUGUAUGUAAUGGUUGGUUAGAAUAUACGACUUUAUUCUAAGAGAAUACGAUUUAAGUGAAAAAGUCACUCGUGUAAAGGACGAGAGAAUGAGUGCGAAAGAGAGAGAAUGAAAUAAAAACAAUCCCCCUACACAUUGAAAUGCAAGUUGAGGAAAAAAUACUUCAAUUGAAUAUUUGUAAAAAAAUUGUUCAAUCCUUUGUUUUAAAUAUUAUUCUGUUCUAAAUUCUUAAGUAAAUGGAUAUGAAAUAUGACACAGACGAUUACUUGCUUCUAUAUAUAAUUAUUAUUGUAUAAUUUUUAUUAUAUUUUGAUUAUUCAUUAGUACCAUCUCUCAAUUGUGGUUAUUAAGUUGUAUCAAUAAAAAGGAAAAUUUGUCAAUA